Messenger RNA from Thalassophryne amazonica, 1781 nucleotides. RefSeq names its product serum amyloid A-like 1 (gene saal1). The record is from RefSeq and is a predicted model, not a curated record. NCBI's taxonomy places the organism in Eukaryota, Metazoa, Chordata, Actinopteri, Batrachoidiformes, Batrachoididae. The coding region runs from base 124 to 1503 and encodes 459 amino acids. The transcript is spliced from 13 exons.
UAAAUUAACAAAAAAGAAGACGAACGCAGUGGUUGUACAGACAGUGCUGUUUGAGUCGUUAUCUAUUCCUAAUAUGUAGUUAGAAGUAUUUUCAGAUAGAUUUAUUUAUCGAGAGCAGUCAGCAUGGACUCGAACAGCAGUGGUGAUAGUUUUGAGGAAGUGGAAAACGAGGGGUCCUUGUCUCCAUCAGGAACACAGUCUCCUGUAAUCGACCGAAAUCCAUCACCACCCCCUGACACAGCUGAUGGAGAAGAAGAACAAUAUGUGGAUGCCAUUGGGGACACUGUUUACAGCAAGCACUGGCUUUUUAGCACCCUGACUCGCCUCAUUCAAAUUAUCUCUGAAUACUCAGAAGAUGACUCUGAUGGCCAGAUGCAGCUCUCCGAUAAUGAUGAGGAUGACCUGUGUAGAGUCUGGGAUAUGGCAAUGGACAAGAAUGUGGCCAGCUUUCUACAGGAGUUUAAAGCUGAAAAUAUCCUUCUUGGAGUGAUAGCCAAAUCACGCUGUCCACGUCUCACAGAAAUCUGUGUGGGUAUCCUUGGUAACAUUGCAUGUUUUCCUGAAACGUGUUUAACUCUUAGUCAAAAUGAAGACCUAGGCGCUGUGCUGUUGCUUGUUCUUGGAGAUACUGAUCCUCCGACACUUCUGGAAACAAACCGACUGUUGGUGACCUGUCUCUCUCAGAAAAAUGUUUCUUUACUGUGGCUUCAUCGAAUACGAGAGGCUUCUUCUGUGUGCUCCAAUCUGUGUUUCAUCAUGCGCAGUUCUACCAACAUGGACCUCCUCCUGAAGGUUGGAGAGCUUGUUGAGAAGCUGUUUGACUUGGACGAGCAACUGAUGAAGAGCUGGCUCACAGUUCAGCCAAGUGAAGAAGAAAAUGAAAACUGUCUGGAUGUGGUUUCGAGCCUUCUUGAAGCAGCCAUGCAGCUUAGGUCAGAGAGUCCAGAUGGAUUAGAGGUUUACCUGCAUGUGUUCCAGCUUCUCACCACUGUAGAUGAGGGCAUUCAGAUUUUUUCUGCCUCGGAAUCUGGAAAAGCAGUGUGGGACUUUGUCUGUGAGGUUUUGUGUGAGGACCUCUGCCAACCAAAUGAGCUUUCCCUUGUCUUACAAGAGCAGAAGGGCAUUUUGGUCCAGGCAUUUGCAGUGCUCCAGGCGCUUUACAUAUGCCAGGCUCAGUGGCUCAGCAGAAGUGACACAAGUGUCAUCCUAAUUGGGACCGUUUUGCGGGUGCUUCAGUCCCUCAGUGACUGUACGAUUAAAGAUGAACAGCUCCAGAUCCUGGCAGAGGUCACAGAUGAGUUCUUGGCAGACAUCUGCUGUCAUAUUUCCAAGGAUGUAGUGGCAGAGUUGGUGAAGAAAGGCCACCUGACAGAGAAGACUUGUCUCACAGCUGUGGACAGUUUGCUUCCCAAGUUUAAGUCUUCAUUUCAACACCUGGAGUCUGUUUUGUCAGAGACUGAUCCUGAAUUGGCAGAUGUGAUGAAGAAAAAGUUUCCUGUCUGAACUGUUCAUCCAGACUGUUUGCACAGUUUUUUAUAGCGUCCACUGCAUAGAACCUGCUUUGGGUUUCCAUCAAGAGGAAACACUGAAGUCACAUCGUCAGUGGUGUUGGAGGCCGUUUGUCAUAGACUCUGCCUUUCUUUCCAAAUUCUCAUUCUGAACUUGUACAGAUAUUAAGUUAAACUUAAACUGCCACACUGGUUACAUGUUUUUUCAAAGUUGUUAUACUUUCUAUAUUUAAUUGUAUAGUAAAUACAUAGAAGGCUGUUACCUCCACCAAG